Molecule: messenger RNA, 2404 nt
Organism: Onychostoma macrolepis
Lineage: Eukaryota; Metazoa; Chordata; Actinopteri; Cypriniformes; Cyprinidae
Exons: 3
Coding region: 938-2404 (488 amino acids)
Molecular function (GO): catalytic activity
Source: RefSeq, a predicted model, not a curated record
GGAAUGGUGAUCUGGCUAAAUGCGCACACAGCUAAAGACGCACAUCCUCUUCCGCACCAGGCGGAUGCGCUUGCAGCUUUGGGUGGUAACACAUUCUUUUCCACAAUGGACUUAACAUCAGGACUUUAGAGUAUACCGUUAACACACGCUGGCUGGCGUGUCUGUCGCUGCUUUCUGAUGUUUUUUGCCCUGGCUUCGCUUCCCUCUCUGGAUUAACCUCUGUGGACAUCGUGCCUUUCUACUCCCGGUUUCUGUGGAUUAUAUUUUAUCAACAACUAAGCCGAAUUUUUGGUGUUCCCUCGUAAUCCUUUUCCUGUCCCUCAUUGACCCAUCGCGAGCCUUGAUCCCCUCAUUUCCCCCAGUUUGUUGUGUAUCGACCCGUAGGUAAGUUUUCACUUUCUCUCUGGUCUGUUACCGGUUUACUCUGUUUUGGGUUUUAAAGGUCUGGGGCAUUCUUAUUCGGUCUGCCCUUUUCCUACCCAAUAGGGUGGUUCUGGGUGGUUUUUGUGUGGUGUUCGGGCUAACGCAUUUUCUAACAUGGUCAUGUAGUAGGGACAGAAAAGAUGCGUUGUUUUUGGCUUAGCGUUUUCUCCACUGUCGUGGGUUGGGGAUUGCCCGUCGCCGACACUAUGUUCAUCGCGGUUUAUGUCGCAAAUUUUGUACUGCCAGUCGUCCUCGUACCUUUGCUGAUGAUCAAAUACCAGUUGUUUGGUCUCCUGUCCACUUCUCCCGUGCCAGGUUAGAUACUGGAGUUAACUCUGGCAACCUUCUCUCUCUGGAAUAUUCACCAAUACACCCUCCACCUAGACUCAUCUCAGAUCUUUCUCGGAGUCUGGACCGUCCUGUUAAAUUUGGGCUAAUAAAUGUUAGAUCUGUGUCCAACAAAUCAUUCAUCUUAAAUGACUUUUGCACUACUCAUGACUUGGAUUUUUUAUUAAUGACAGAAACAUGGCUUAGUCUUGGUGAUACUACAGCACUGAUGGAACUCUCUCCUCCUGACUAUUCAUUUUUUAACUCUCCUAGAACUGCUGGCCGUGGAGGUGGAAUUGCAACAAUUUUCAGGAACUGUUUUAAGUGCAAACGCUUGCCUGAUGAAAUUUUCCAUAGUUUCGAGGUGCAGUUGUUCAAGGUUGAUUUUCCCACGUCCUUGCUCUGUGCCCUGGUUUACAGACCUCUGAAAUAUAAUAAGGACUUCAUCCAAGAAUUUUCCGACUUUUUGGCUUCUCUAGUAUCACGUUCUGAUAGUCUUUUAAUUGUGGGUGAUUUUAAUAUUCAUGUCUGUUGUCACUCAAAACCUCUGGUCAAAGAGUUUUCAUGUCUUAUGGACUCCCUUAAUUUUAUACAAUCUGUCACUGGACCUACACAUCAGAAGGGUCACACGUUGGACCUAGUGUUUUCACGUGGGUUUCCUGUGAAUAAUUUGGAUUUAUGUGAUGCUGUUAUCUCUGAUCACUGUCCAGUUAUUUUUGACUCUGUAUUGUCAUGUACUCUGCCUAAAUCUUAUCAUCCUCCUCGUUAUUUUAGAUGUUUUAAUUCUUCUACUGCCAAGUCCUUCAAUGAUGUGUAUAUAUCUACCCUAAUUCCAACUGCUGUGAAUGUUCUAUCCUCUAGUGUCCAUCCUGAUGAAUUAGUUGAACUUCUUAAUAGUACCUGCACUUCCACCUUGGACUCUGUUGCUCCCUUAAGGUUACAGAGAUCCAAGAUGAUGAAAAAAGCACAGCCAUGGCUUCAGGGGCCCGUUCGUGCCAUUAGACAAGAGUGUAGGCGUGCUGAGCGCAGUUGGAAGAAAAAUAAACUUCAGAUAUCAUACGAAAUUUUCAGAGAUUGUCUUAAACGGUAUCAGAGUGCCGCUAAGGAAGCUCAGGGGAAAUACAUGUCAGAUAUAAUUGCACAAAAUGCAGAUAGGCCGAAGAUACUCUUCAAUACAAUUAAUGCCUUUUUAAAUCCUGUUCCUAGUGCUUCAUUAGAAUUCUCUACUGAUUUGUGCGAACAGUUUUUAAAACAUUUUAUCCAUAAAGUCGAGGGUAUCAGGUCUAACAUACCAUUUCAAAAUUCUUUGCCUCUAGAAAUGGUUUCUCAUCGGAGCUCUCUAUCUCUUUUUCAACCCAUGUCACCUUCACAGCUCUAUGAUAUUGUUCUUAGUAUGAAGCCCUCAUUUUGUCACUCCGAUGUUCUGCCUUCGCAGAUUUUCAAAGAGGUUUUUCCAGCCUUAAGUCCAGUUGUUACUGCUAUUAUCAACAACUCCUUAACAAAUGGAAUUGUACCAGCCUCUUUUAAACAUGCUAUAGUCCAACCACUGUUAAAAAAGCAUCAUCUUGAUCAGCAUAAUCUGAAUAAUUAUAGACCCAUAUCUAAAUUAUCUUUCAUCUCAAAAGUUUUGGAAAAAAUCUCUUCGGUCAUCUAG